AAUCUAUACAUAGCUAUAUUUCACUUUCACUUCAUGUGUUGGGUAGUGGAAGAAUUCUGAACAUAUGUUGGAAUGCAGGUAGAGAUCCUAUUUCCUGGACUUCAGGCAAACUAUGUGAAUAACAAAAAUGGGAAAAACCCAGAGUGUCCUUGAGAACAAAGGUUACACUAUCCAGAAGGAGGAAGAGAAUGGUGUCAUUGCUACUGACAAAGAAGGUGACCCGUUUGUUGUUAAAGAAAUCAAACUUGAGAAAUCAAAGACAUCAGAUUUUAACUCUGAUGCUCAAUAUCUACUCUCUGAGAUGAGCACUCUACUGCAAAUAAGUCACCCUCAUAUUGCAAACUACAGAAACUCUUUUCAAGAUGGUAAUAGUUACUAUGUAGUUAUGGACCAUUGUGAGGGUGGAGAUCUGUCACAGAAGAUAAGAGACAGGAUGGAGACUGGGAUUCCUUUCUCAGAAGAACAGAUCAUGGAUUGGCUUGUUGAGAUCUGUAUGGCCAUUAAGUGUGUCCACGACAACAGUCUUCUUCACAGAGACCUGAGACCCCAGAAUAUCUUCUUCACAAAAUUUGGGACACUUUGUUUGGGAAAUUUUGGAAGAGUCACUGGAAAUGCUAAAAGAUCUUCAGAGAAUGGUGCAUUGGCCUAUUUAGAUCCAGAAAUUCUGACAGGUGGAAUAUAUAACAACAAAAGUGAUAUAUGGUCCCUGGGGUGUGUGCUGUAUGAGUUGUGCAUGCUUCAAACUGCAUUCACUGCAGAGAGCACAGUCAACCUCAUCCCUAAAAUAUUAGAUGGUCCUUACCCAUCUCUCCCAGAGAGCUUCUCACCUGAGCUCCGCGACCUGCUGUUUGAAAUCUUCCAAAAAGACCAAUCCAUUAGGCCUUCAAUUGGAGAAAUCCUGGCAAAACCCUUCAUUAUUAGUUUCCUCAAAAAAAAGAAUGAGAGAACUGUGAAGAGACUCCAGACAAAUUUGGACAACCUGAGAGCGUUGGCAGACAGCUUGGAGCGUGUGCACCAGGGCACCACCAUAGGCAGUCUGACAGGAGGUGUUAUUGGGGCCGCUGGAGGAAUCACCUCCAUAGUGGGACUCAUCCUAGCUCCCUUCACUCUGGGGGCCUCCCUGAUCGUCACUGGGGUCGGUGUUGGGGUGGCUGUCGCUGGUGGAGCCACAGCCGGAGUAUCCAACAUAACCAACAUGGUCAAUCAGUCUACAGACCGAAAAGACAUCAAGAACAUCAUCAAGGAGUUCCAGGAGAAGCUGAACUAUAUCGGCACAUCAAUACAAGACAUCGCUGAGGGGUUGGAGAAACUGAAGACAAAUGUCUCCUUAGACAUAGGAAGUGAAUACUCCACUGCUAAGUAUCUGUCAGGGGCUGGAGCACGAGUUGGGAGGGGCCUAGGGGGCAUUCCUGAGCUUGUCCGAUUGGUCCAAGUGGCCAACAUCGGCAAGGUUGCUGCACACACUGCCAGGGCCGUGCGGAUAUCAGGGAUAGCAACAGCAGUAUUCUCUGGUUUAUUUGUAGCGGUUGACAUGUUCUUCAUCGCCGUGGAUGCCAAAGAGAUCCAUAACAUCCGACAGGCAAAGAAAAACAAAAAGUGUGGUGAUACCAUUCAAUUAGAAGUGAUGGACACAGACUCCACCACUGAUCUGAAUCCUGAAUGUGAAAAACCAAAGACUGAAAUCAAGUCAGAGACUAUGAAGUUCAUUCAGGAAAUCCGACAGAAAACUGAACAGCUGCAGGAGUGCCUGGUCGAACUGAAUGAUACAUUCUUUAACAUUCCUGAAAUACUGGACCUGGAAUAACAAUAGUCAAUUGAUGUGAUGGUAAAAUAUACUGAAAUAACAAAUAGAGCAGAUUUCAUUCAUUGGGCAAUUAACUAUGGGCAAUCUGACUUCAACUAUGGGCAAUCUGACUUGACAUAAUACGCCCACAGGUUUUAAACUUUUUCUCUUCUCAGAUGUGUGCACAACUUCAUUAUUAGGUCAUAGAAAUCUAAGAAUGUAUCACGUUUUUGAACGGAGGCUUAUUAGUUACACUUAGCAAUUAAGACUUGUAAACACAUUACGUUAAGACUGUGUCAUAACAAUGUCCAUCAAUUCUGUGUGCUGGCCCUUAUCUUACCAGAACACAGAGGUUGGUCAAAGAUGAUGGAAAUGUUCUACCAUAACAGAACACCAGGUGAUUGCGGAUAAGUCAGCGCAGCCAGGAACAGUCAUCUAAAAACCUGCUAGCUUCAAAGUUUCUGGAGAUUUCACUUGUGCUGUAAAAGUCUACAUGUCUGUCACUCAUGACCACUAGCCAGGGUUGUAGCUAACAUGUGGAAAGGUGGGUAUGAUUCACAGGGCCCAUGGCUUGGCAGGGCCCACUGAUCAUCAUAAUGUCAAUGUCGUCUGUUGUCUUGAUUUGCAGCAGUCGGGGACCCUUAUGUCUAGAACCGGCCCCGGGUUGGGGCAAUACUGUUUGACUGAUUUGAAGAUUUCACUUUGUUUGCUGUUAUCAGUGGAUUUAUUAUGGUCAGUGGAUUUGAUUUGAAAUAUUUUUUCACACCUUAAUGGAUAGGCCUGUAUUUCAGACAUUCUUUGAUACUAAAGUUUACCGAUUUUAACUAAAUAAACUGGGCAGGUUCCCAACAAGUACCUCUAGGUAGCGGGCAGUUAGGGACAUCAACAAUUUACAGAUGCCAUGAAAUGAGGGCUGUGAAUCCAGGGAUGGGCAAUUUGUUUUUGAUGGCGUCAUGGAGGAGUGGAAGAGGACUCCAGUGGCAACCUAUGAAGCUCUGGUGAACUCCAUGCCCA
Messenger RNA from Esox lucius (northern pike), 2797 nucleotides. RefSeq names its product probable serine/threonine-protein kinase Sps1. Gene Ontology annotation, cellular component: extracellular region. Lineage: Eukaryota; Metazoa; Chordata; Actinopteri; Esociformes; Esocidae. The transcript is spliced from 11 exons. Gene Ontology annotation, biological process: lipoprotein metabolic process; protein phosphorylation; lipid transport. The record is from RefSeq and is a predicted model, not a curated record. Gene Ontology annotation, molecular function: ATP binding; lipid binding; protein tyrosine kinase activity. Bases 128 to 1804 code for a protein of 558 amino acids.